UCGAAACAGCAGUUUUUUUUUAGCAAAUUGUGUAUAAAUUUUUAAAAUUUUGCAGUAAUGAAGUGCCAGAUUCCGGAAAUAUCGUGGCACAACCGUGACCCGGUGCUAAGCGUAGAUAUCCAGCCGAAAACGGCGUCGGACAAAAGCGACUUCUACCGGUUGGCUUCCGGAGGAACAGAUACCCAUGUUUUGAUAUGGCACAUGACUCAGAAUGCGGAUUGUGGAACAAUUUCGCUGGAUGUCGUUGCCGAUUUGACUCGCCAUCAGCGAGCCGUUAACGCAGUACGGUGGUCUCCUAAUGGGGAGCUGCUGGCGUCUGGAGAUGACGAAAGUGUUAUCUUCAUUUGGAAGCAAAAGGGUGAAACGGAGGUGUUGAAUAUUCUCGAUGCAACCAACGAGCAGGACAAGGAGAUUUGGAUAACACUGAAGAUACUUCGUGGUCACAUGGAGGAUGUGUAUGAUCUGUGUUGGUCACCUAACUCAAUGUACUUGACCAGUGGUUCCGUGGAUAAUACAGCUAUGGUGUGGGACGUUAACAAGGGCAAAUCGCAGCACAUCUUUUCCGACCAUAAGGGAUUCGUUCAGGGUGUUGCUUGGGAUCCUAAAAAUCAGUAUUUGGCUACCCUCAGUACUGAUCGUUAUUUUCGUGUGUUCGAUUUGCACGCGAAAAAAGUUCUAACCAGAAGCAACAAAAGUCUGUUGCCUGUACCGAAGGAUUCUCCGUUGCAUGGUCAAACCAUUCGACUGUAUCAUGAUGAUACGUUGCAGACGUUUUUCCGUCGCCUGAGUUUCAGUCCGGAUGGAAAUCUUAUCGUUACGCCUGCGGGUGUGGCAGAGAUUCCCGGAGUCCCCAAGCCACUUAACACAACCUACAUCUACACUAGGAAUUCUUGGCGUCAACCUUCCAUCACUCUACCAUCGCCCGAUCAGUACACAGUUGCGGUUCGAUUUUGUCCACGGUACUUUAAGCUGCGACCCCACCCAGACAAUAAACCGCCAGUAAUUCCUUUACCCUACCGAAUGAUUUUUGCUAUCGCUACCAAGAGUUCCGUUUACCUGUACGACACUCAGCAGAAAUCACCAUUCGCCCUGAUAUCAAACAUCCACUACACUCGGUUGACAGAUCUGUCCUGGUCUGGAGAUGGAAAAAUUCUCAUAGUUUCAUCAACCGAUGGUUUCUGUUCGAUGAUAUCGUUUGCCGACGGUGAAUUAGGCGAGGAGCAUGUGAUUGAGUCGACUGAUGAGUCGUCUACUGGAAACGAGAAGGAAAAGACUCCUACAAAGAAAGCACCAGCUGGCAGAAAGAAAUCCAAGGAUGGCAAAGACGAUGAGAAGGAAAAGAAAGAUUCCAAGUUGGAAACCGUUGUGGAAGAGACUACAAACGCGGAAGAAAAGCCGCCAAAAGAGGUCAAGCCGGCACAGCCUAUUGCUUUUCGGAGAAAACCGAGAGAUGAGGUGGAAAAGAAGGUGGAAAUAACAGACGAGAAACCAAAACAGGAACAGGAAAAGGCGGAGAAGCCUGCACAGCCAAUCGCUAUUAAGCGAAAGCCGAAGGAGACUGGUGCAUCCACCAGUGCUAUUUCAGAGCCGAAAGAUAGCGACUCACGGAAGCGACCACGAUCCAACAGUGCCGAAAAGGAUGGCCAAACCGAGGAUCCAAAAUCGGUAGCAAUUCGUCGAAUAGCGCUGGAAAACAGCGACACUAAGGGAGGAAUUAUCGUCAAAGAGAUUCCCCCGGUUAAAACACAGGACGAGAAAAUCGUUCAACCAGCGAAAGAAAUCAUCAUCGAAGCUGAAAAGAUAAUCAGCAGCGACGAAAAGUUCGAGAGUCCAUCGAAAACUAAUCGUCCAGCGACUCCGAUCGCCGUACGACGUCACCCACGGACGCCUUCGUCUGGCGUUUCCGAACAUUCGGACUCUUCCUCUACGCCCAAGCUUGCGAACGUAACUAAAGCGGCUACUCCUAUUGCCAUUCGGAGGCAACCGCGCUGUUUGGCACCGGACCCGGAUCGCUCCCGGUCGGUGAGACCCUCCGAAAUUGAAGAGGAUGCCGUCGAUACCUGGCCAAUUGAUCAACCGAAACCGGAGCUGAAAUCAGUGGACAGUGUUUCCUCUUAUGCCGAGUGCGAGCGAACCAGAGAUAUCAAACUGGUAGUUUCCGACGAUGAUGACGAUGAUGAUGGUGCAGAACAUAAGGAAUCCAAGGAGGCACAGACGGAUAUCACGACGACUCCAAAGACGCCCCGUCGGGUAGAGUUUCGCACCAUAUCGACACCUAAAUCGAAGAAGAAGCUGCUUUAA
Messenger RNA from Sabethes cyaneus, 2301 nucleotides. RefSeq names its product chromatin assembly factor 1 subunit B (gene Caf1-105). The record is from RefSeq and is a predicted model, not a curated record. Gene Ontology annotation, cellular component: CAF-1 complex; nucleus. NCBI's taxonomy places the organism in Eukaryota, Metazoa, Arthropoda, Insecta, Diptera, Culicidae. Gene Ontology annotation, biological process: nucleosome assembly; DNA replication-dependent chromatin assembly. The coding region runs from base 58 to 2301 and encodes 747 amino acids. Gene Ontology annotation, molecular function: protein binding. The transcript has 4 exons.